CAAUAUUUGAGAUGCAAUAGACUUAUUCUUUUUUCUCUCUCUCUCUCUCUUUCUGUUUCUGAAACCUCUGUGAAGCAUGAGAGUGAGAGCCCCCUUCAAAUCCAUCUCAUCACCGCCACAAAUUGCAUGAAUCAAUAACAAUCAUACAUGGCCUUCCCUCCUUCUCACUCUUUCAUCUUCCAUCAUGACCAUCAACAACCACAACAUCACCCUCUCCGUACAACUCCUCCUUCAGCCCCCGACUUCCCCUCUUUCCCGCCUCACCACCUCCACUUUCCAGCAGGAGGAGGUGGUGGUGGUGGUGGAGGCUCUUGGAUGAAGCGAUCCAUGUCGUUUUCAGGCAUAGACACCACCAAGAACUGUGGCGGCGGCGCCGGCCCUGACGAGUUAGCGCUACUGCACGGAGACGAUGAGCUCUCCGACGACGGAUCCCAAAUCGGAGAGAAGAAGAAGAGGCUCGGCAUGGAGCAGGUGAAGGCUCUGGAGAAAAGCUUCGAGGCCGGCAAUAAGCUCGACCCGGAGCGCAAAAUGCAGCUGGCCAAAGCCCUUGGGCUUCAGCCGCGCCAGAUCGCCAUUUGGUUCCAGAACCGCCGUGCAAGGUGGAAGACCAAGCAGCUCGAGAAGGAGUAUGAGGUCCUCAAGAAGCAGUUUGAUGCCGUUAAGGCUGAUAACGACUCCCUCAAAACGCAGAAUCAGAAGCUCCACGCUGAGCUAGAAGCUCUAAAGGGUAGUAGGGAAUGGUGUGAAAAUGGAACAAUGAUUACCCUAAAGAAAGAAAAUGAGGGUUCUUGGAGCAACAAUGGAAGUGAUAAUAGCUCAGAUAUGAACUUGGAUCUUUCAAGAACACCAGUGAUGAAUAGUCCAGUGUCUUCUUCUCAUAAUAAUAAUAAUAACAAUAAUAAUAAUAAUAAUAAUAAUAAUAAUAAAAGCCUUGUUCUACCAAAUAAUUCUCUUAAGCCAGCAAGCAUAACACAGCUUCUUCAAUGUUCAUCUUCUUCAAGAUCAGAUCUUCAAGAUGAAGGCUUUUGCAACAUGUUCCACAACAUUGAUGAGCAGCACCAGAAUUUUUGGCCAUGGCCUACUACCGAGAAUCACCACCAUUUUCAUUGAACACUAUAUAUAUUCUUAUUGAAUUAAGAAAAUGAUUUUGGACAUUAUUAAUUAAUUUAUAUAUAUACAUGCAUGGUUUUAAACUGCCACAACUGCAAUGGCAAUAUUGCAAUUUAGAACCGUUAUUAUGUAAGGGUGAAAUUUCAUGAUGAUGAGAUCAAAAGAAAGAUCAUUAGGCUUAGAUCAAGUUAUUAUUUUUUGUUUUUCUACCAAAGUAUCAGUUUCUUUUUUGCAAUUUAUGCUUAUGAUGAUAAUGUAGAUUAUUGGUGUAUGUAUAAAGUUUGAACAAAUCUACUUAAGUGGUGUACUUUCAGUAUAUAGUGCAACUACUUCUUUCUCAUUU
Arachis stenosperma is the source of this 1453-nucleotide messenger RNA. RefSeq names its product homeobox-leucine zipper protein HAT7-like. The record is from RefSeq and is a predicted model, not a curated record. Gene Ontology annotation, cellular component: nucleus. The coding region runs from base 148 to 1110 and encodes 320 amino acids. Lineage: Eukaryota; Viridiplantae; Streptophyta; Magnoliopsida; Fabales; Fabaceae. The transcript is spliced from 3 exons. Gene Ontology annotation, biological process: positive regulation of DNA-templated transcription. Gene Ontology annotation, molecular function: DNA-binding transcription factor activity, RNA polymerase II-specific; sequence-specific DNA binding.